Gordionus sp. m RMFG-2023 is the source of this 906-nucleotide messenger RNA. RefSeq lists its product as uncharacterized. The transcript has a single exon. The record is from RefSeq and is a predicted model, not a curated record. NCBI's taxonomy places the organism in Eukaryota, Metazoa, Nematomorpha, Gordioida, Chordodea, Parachordodidae. Bases 1 to 906 code for a protein of 301 amino acids.
AUGGCUGAAUUUAUUUUAAGUAGUCGAAACAAUAAGUUACUACUUCUUGAUUUUUACUUAUUUCAAAAGGAAAAAACAUCUAACCAAACAACCUAUUGGAGAUGUAUUCAAUUCAAUGUGGACGAAUGCAGUGGACGUGCAAGAACUAAGAACGGAAUCCCUAUAUUCCACAAUCAUAAACAUAACCAUGUACCAGACAUUGCAGAUAUUGAAGCAAGAAGAGAGCUAAAUAGAAUUAAACAAGUGGCUUCUAGUUCCCAAUCUCUGCCCAAUAAUAUAAUAGCCGAUAUAUCUAGCAAUAUAUCCAUAGCCGCCACUGGUAAAAUGCCCAGUUGUUCCUUAAUUAAAAGGACAAUUCAAAGGAAAAGACGCCAAGUAGGAAGAGCGCCUGCCGUUCCUGUAAGCCUGAUUGACUUGGUCAUACCAAUCGAAUAUCAAUUAUCCAAUAAUAAUGAACAAUUUUUACUUUAUGAUAGUGGUCAUCAUGAUCACCGAUGCAUAAUAUUUUCUACCAUUAAAAAUUUACAAUUUUUAUCAACAUGCGAUAAAUGGUAUGCAGAUGGCACAUUCAAAACAUGCCCCCCUCUCUUCCAGCAAAUAUACACCAUCCACGGGAUGAAACAUAAAACCAUUAUUCCCGCUAUUUAUGUUCUGAUGGCAUCAGGUCGCCAACAAGAUUACCUUAAUAUUUUCAAUCAAAUUAAAAAUUUCCAAAUUUUUUUAAAUCCAAAAGUUAUUAUGAUUGAUUUUGAAUUAGCAGCCUUAUCUGCUUUUAAACAGUCAUUUCCAAUGACUGCAUGCGCGGGUGUCUGUUCCAUAUGUCGCAAUGCAUAUGGCGCACGGUCCAGAAAAAUCCCCGCAUUUGCAAUGCAUACAAAAGCGAAACUAAUUUUGCUAUGUAUAUAA